AUGUGUCGAAGCAGCCAGAACGUCAUCGUGAGGUCGCUGCGACCAGUCAGGCAGGCUGCACCGCCCCCAGAGCCUGUGCCCGUGGAGCACUCCCCUGCAUACCUGUUGCGACACCGAAGCAGACCGGAGCCCACAGAGCUGAGCUUGACCCGAAACAAGCAGGAGGAGCCCUUCACAGGGAACGCCGUGGAAUGGGCUGUGCGACGGCUGGACGCCAGCCUGGACGAGGCAGAACUGGAUCCCCCGCCCGGCGCAAAAGCCAUCAUUGACGUGGCGCGCGGCCCAGUCGGCACUGCCACAGUACAGGGAGUCACGGCAGCUGCACGUGUCACUGUGAAAGCUGCCGCGCCAGUGGGCAAAUGGGUGGUACAGCAGAGCUUCAAGGCAGCCCUGGGUGUGUUGAGCAACGACGGCGCAAAGAGGAGGCAGAACAAGUGA
Molecule: messenger RNA, 438 nt
Organism: Coccomyxa subellipsoidea C-169
Lineage: Eukaryota; Viridiplantae; Chlorophyta; Trebouxiophyceae; Coccomyxaceae
Exons: 5
Coding region: 1-438 (145 amino acids)
Source: RefSeq, a predicted model, not a curated record